Molecule: messenger RNA, 2502 nt
Organism: Fusarium proliferatum ET1
Lineage: Eukaryota; Fungi; Ascomycota; Sordariomycetes; Hypocreales; Nectriaceae
Exons: 5
Coding region: 1-2502 (833 amino acids)
Biological process (GO): protein phosphorylation
Molecular function (GO): protein kinase activity; ATP binding
Source: RefSeq, a predicted model, not a curated record
AUGGAUCACUUUCAUCAACACAUUGCGGAAAACCUACGCGAGGGCAUCAAUGGCGAUGGCGAGAAGGUCCCCUACGUUAUACCAUCCGCUUUGGACAAUUACUGGACAGAACGACGUGUCGAUGCCAUCUUGAACUCUCAACAGCCUCCAGUCGCAUCAAGUCCAGAUAUGAUUAUCAGCGAUUUCCCUCGUGUUUUCUCUAUCCUGACGCGCAUUGGGCAACCACAAGAAAUUGAGUGGUUAUGUUCUCACGUGAAAGGCCUUGAUGACCGCCGAUUACCCUUCGAUGAAAGUUGUUUCCCCACGACUUGCAAAUGGGCGGGUGAUUUCCUACAAGAGCAGUGGAUGUUCAUACCUCUCUUCUUUCCGCCAGACAAAAUCUUCAGUCGUGUCGUGCAUCCCAAGACCAUAUUACCUGUUACUUAUAAGAGGCAACUCACCCAGAAACGUGGCGGACGCGAUACAGCCACGUUGUGGGAGGUGCAAGUACAUCCUGGAGGAAGGCUGGCAACAUCAGAAAACCAGCCUGUUGUGUUCAAGGUCUACGAGGGCGCUGGGACAGAAGACCUCUACAAAGCCGAGACAGAUGUUUACCUUAAGCUCCGCGCCAAGUACAAUAAGUAUAUCACGCAGCACCUUGCUUCCUUUUCAUUUCUGGGAAAGAGGAGACACAUUAUUGUUCUCGAGUAUGCAGCCGGAGGGUCCCUCAAGGACUUCUUCAAGAAUACACCUAUACCUGCCAGCCCGAACGAGUUCCGAUUACUGUGGAGUAGGCUGCUCAAGCUUCUCGAUGCUCUGCAUGUUCUGCACGAUCUCUACCGACCGGAUGGGGCUCCAAACUGGUUCCUUGCAGGGGUCCACCAAGACAUACAGCCAGCAAACAUCUUAGUUUUCCCUGAAAAAGAUAAAGACUCUCGCUUCGAUGUAAAGUUCAAGCUCACAGACUUUGGAUUGGCUGAGAUUGGCAGAAUCUCGACUUCAGGUGGAAAGUUGGCAACAGAGAAUAGGGGCAAUAGGAUGUACAUUUCUCCCGAGAGUUUUGCCAACUUCUCAGUUCAGGACACUGUCCGAACUGAUCUACCACCAACAGCAGAUAUAUGGGCUCUGGGCGCCGUGUUUAGCGAUGUGCUUGUCUGGUCGAUUUCUGGUGAGCCAGCUCGCGAACAGUACCGCCUCCGAAGAAGAGCAGAGAUUUCUUCCCAGCUUCACCUGAAGGAACGUGAUCACGAUGCUUGCUUCCACGAUGGAGUGGACCGCCUUGCCGCUGUUGAAGAGUCUCAUAAGCUAGCACUUCAAGACAAAAGAGGCAAUGACAAUAUCUCGCCUUACAUGAGUGACAUCAUACUAGAUUAUAUGCUCACUAGUGUGGAUGAGAGACUGACGGCGAUGAAUAUUAGGAUCCGAGCGGAGAAGGCGAUCAAGAACAUGAAAGAAGACUCACUCGAUGAUAGCCGGGCGGUUGCAAAUGGUCGGCCUGCGCAGCUACGCGCUAUAUCUACAAGCAGACGACGAACUGUGCCUAACCCAUCCCUACGGAACCUUCCCCAGGCACCCGAUCUUGGGCUACCAGUUCGACCAGUGGCAAAUCAUAUCUGUGCUUCCCCCAGGGCCUCUCUCGAUCACUCUUCUGCGCGACCUUCAUCACCAGCUCCAUCCGUCACCCAGGCUACGUCUCCGCCAGUGGACAACGGUCAACUUCAAAUGCAGACACCAAAAUCUCCGCCGGCAGUUGUGAAGGUUACAGUGGAUGAAGUAUAUCGAAUGAUGGAGAAGACCAGCCUCUCCGCCUUCCCCACUUCAAUUGGGAUGAGACCAGAUAAGUCGAAGGAGAUAAUGAAGCUCCCCGGAAUGGAAGAGGCUCGAAUCAAGAUCGCGGUGGCGAGAGGUAGAGACCAGAUCAUGCUCAUUGAUAACUUUCGAUCAAUGGGACCGUAUAAGCCAAAGGUGAUUAAGACAGCGAGGGUCAUCAGUUACGUUGCAAAGGCUGUUGACGAGGACGGCAUGGAGCUUUAUGCUGCAUCAGAAAUCGCCAAGAAGCCACGGAAAUGCAAGAAUAGCUCGCAGAUCGAGAAAGCUAUCACCAGAAUGCCGACCGUCGACGGGACCUGCAACAUGAGAGGUUGUCUGGACACAAUCCUCGAUCGGGUGCUUGUCGGAAGAAAGGUCAAACCCACGAGCAUCUAUAUCUAUACCGAUGGGGUCUGGGAACCUGGGGUCGAUCAGGUCAAGUUUUCCAUCAAGAGGGCUAUUGAAUACCUGAUCAAGUGCGGGCAACCCUCUUCGACACUGAUGUUUCAGUUCGUCCAGUUCGGGAGUGAUACCGAAGGGACUGGCCGGCUGAAAUUUUUGGAUAAUAAGUGUGUAAGAGUGGUAGAGGAGGAGAGUUACGAUAUUGUGGACACCAAGCAUUGUGACGAUCAUGUUCCAAAUAUCGUUGUAGGGAGCUUUUCGAGAUAUGCCGAUGAAAUGGGGUCUGGUGAAGAGGGUCAUUUGAAGAUAUAA